Molecule: messenger RNA, 1774 nt
Organism: Sinocyclocheilus rhinocerous
Lineage: Eukaryota; Metazoa; Chordata; Actinopteri; Cypriniformes; Cyprinidae
Product: ras-related protein Rab-33B-like
Exons: 2
Coding region: 25-726 (233 amino acids)
Biological process (GO): Rab protein signal transduction
Molecular function (GO): GTPase activity; GTP binding
Source: RefSeq, a predicted model, not a curated record
CGAUAUUUCCCGAGUAUCGGAGCUAUGGCAAUAGAAAGCACAACGGGCAACAAUGAUUUCGCGACGAUUUACACAAGAGACAGUCUGGCCAAUGACUCGUGUCAGGAUUAUGACAGUGCUCAGGCGAGGGUGUUUAAGAUAAUCGUUAUUGGGGAUUCAAAUGUUGGAAAGACGUGUCUAACUUACCGCUUUUGCGGUGGUAAAUUUCUCCAAAAUCCCGAGGCAACAAUCGGAGUAGAUUUUAGAGAGAGAACCCUGCACCUUGAUGGAGAAAACAUAAAGUUGCAGAUCUGGGACACGGCGGGACAGGAGCGCUUCAGGAAGAGUAUGGUGGAGCAUUACUACAGAAACGUCCAUGCCAUCAUCUUUGUGUAUGAUGUGACCAGCCUGGCUUCAUUUGAGAGUCUGCCGGAGUGGAUUGAGGAGUGCAGCCGUCACUCAGUCCCUCCCAUGGUCCCCCGCAUCCUAGUGGGGAACAAAUGUGACUUAAGAGGAGCCAGAGAGGUGUCCACGUUUUUUGCUCAGCGACUGGCUGACAGCUACAACUUCCCGCUUUUUGAGACGUCUGCAAGAGACCCUGCAGAAAAAGAGCAUGUAGAUGCCAUUUUCCUCACGCUGGCCUACAGGCUGAAGAAUCGCAAGCCGCUGAGACUGAAACAGCCAAGUGAGAGCAGCUUCUUACAGCUCGCUGGUGGACAGGAGGAGAACACACCCUGUUUAUGCUAAUGCACUUUGGCCCAUACAGUUUCAUGCAAUAAUUUAGGGUGACGUUCUGUAUUAAGACAGAAAGAGUGAUUGGGAGAUAUACAGUACAGUAUAUGUCUAUAGGAUUGCAUUUGGUGUAUGUGCAGUUUACAAAUUUCUUUGGAAGCAUAAACUGGAGCAUUUUGGGGGUUUUGUUUAGUUAAACCACAUAUUAUGCAGCAAGGGAUGCCUAUAUGUCUUAUUACUACAUGUUAUAUUAUUUAAGAGCGUUAUUAACUCUCCAGAAACAUGCUCAGUGUCAUGAAGAUCUCAUUCAGGAGAGACUGUUAUAACAUUUUCAGUCUGUAAUAACUUUGCAUGUUGUUUCAAUGUUACAAUUCCACAUAGGUUGCCGCUGUGAAACUUCUAAAGGCAAUCUUGGGCAUGUCUGAGGUAUCAGAAAUAACACAUUGGUCCUCAUUAUUGUGCACUGUGAGCUUUCUAUUAUGCUUGCGGAUACAGAAAAAUGACUAUUAUAUUUCCACUUAAUUCUCAAUUUUAUUUCUUUUGAAAGCAUAUAUUGUAUUUAAACUGAACCAGACAGACUGCAUAACUAAAGCUAUUAAUGACUCCAUCAUGAACACUAGUAGGCGCCACUGUCAAAGCAUUCAGAGCAUUAUUAUGAAACAAAGUGAGAUUAAAAACAAGGGAAAACACACUCUUUCUCAUAAUUGUGAGUACUUAUAUCCCAACCUCAAUGUGAUGCAUUUGUGAAACACAGUAAUCUGCAACAUAUUGGUGUUUUUUGUCGUCUUUUACAAGCAAAUCGAUGCAUCAAUUAGACUUCAACACAUCUCGAAGGCUUGAUUUCAAUCAUUUAUUUUUUUUAUUGACAACCCUUUUUGCAAGCAAUAGCAUUUGGAAAACAGGGACUGUAUUGCACUUUAAAUUGACAUUGUAUCAUGUCUGACGUUUGUCUCGAUUAUUCAGCAUCAUGUAUUAUUUGUUGUACUUGAGAGAAAAAUGGCAUUGUGUAAAUAGUUUGCAGUGACUGUCAGAUGUGUUUGGAAGUGAAUAUGAAAAUAAAAUG